CCUUCAUAGUAUACACACUUUUUCAUCCAUAAAUACACUUCUUCAUUAUCGUGUGUCCUCCACACUCUCAUCAUUCAAUCUUCCUCUAAAUAUAUCUUCUAUUUUAUUUUCAUGGCAUCCAAUAAUUCAUCCAUGAACCAAACAAAAUUUGUACAUCAAAAUAGUACUAACAAUGAACAAAAUGCAACACUAGAGAUCAUUGAAAGCAAUGAAUUUGAUUACUCAAAAAGAUCACAAUGGCUUCGCGCCGCGGUUUUAGGAGCUAAUGAUGGAUUAGUUUCAACAGCAUCACUAAUGAUGGGUGUAGGAGCAGUAAAACAAGACAUAAAAGCCAUGAUCUUGUCAGGUUUUGCUGGACUUGUAGCUGGUGCUUGUAGCAUGGCAAUAGGUGAGUUUGUUUCGGUUUAUUCACAACUUGACAUCGAAAUCGCACAAUUAAAAAGAGAGAAAAAUAUUGAAAGAGGUGAUAAUAUUGAAGAGGAAGAUGUUAUUGAGAAAGAAAGUUUGCCAAAUCCUUUACAAGCAGCAGCAGCUUCAGCUUUAGCAUUUUCAAUAGGUGCAAUGGUGCCACUUCUUGCAGCAUCUUUUAUUAAAGGUUAUAAGGUAAGGGUAGGUGUUGUUUUGGGAGCUGUUAGUUUUGCUUUGGUUGUGUUUGGUUGGUUGGGAGCAGUGUUGGGUAAGGCUCCAAUUUUAAAGUCAUGUUUGAGAGUCUUGCUUGGAGGUUGGGUUGCUAUGGCUAUUACUUUUGGGCUAACAAAGUUGAUUGGGUCAAGUGGGCUUUAGAUUAUUAAUUAUGUUUAAUUAAGUAAACUAAUUAAUGUGUACUAUAUGAUUAUCUCACUUCUCUUAGAAAGCCUCCUCAUCUUUUUUGGGUUUUUGGAAGAAAUGAGGUGAAAGUUAUAUAGAAGAAAGUUUGCCUUGUGUAAUAAUAAACUAAACAUAAAUGGAAAUGAGGUUGUUAAAACCUUUUAUAUA
This is a messenger RNA of Trifolium pratense (red clover), 975 nucleotides long. Its product is annotated as vacuolar iron transporter homolog 4-like. NCBI's taxonomy places the organism in Eukaryota, Viridiplantae, Streptophyta, Magnoliopsida, Fabales, Fabaceae. Gene Ontology annotation, cellular component: membrane. Gene Ontology annotation, biological process: intracellular manganese ion homeostasis. The record is from RefSeq and is a predicted model, not a curated record. The transcript has a single exon. Bases 112 to 783 code for a protein of 223 amino acids. Gene Ontology annotation, molecular function: iron ion transmembrane transporter activity; manganese ion transmembrane transporter activity.